Molecule: messenger RNA, 9121 nt
Organism: Amborella trichopoda
Lineage: Eukaryota; Viridiplantae; Streptophyta; Magnoliopsida; Amborellales; Amborellaceae
Product: ARM repeat superfamily protein
Cellular component (GO): 90S preribosome; nucleolus; small-subunit processome
Source: RefSeq, a predicted model, not a curated record
UCCACCCCUCUAUGUGCAGAGCGGUUUCAUUGUAUUUGCCCUACCUCACUUGAAAAAUAGCGCGAAUGGGCGUCAUAAAAAUUUCUCAAUGACAAAAAAUAUUCUUUCGUCAGAGUCGGCUACGCUGCUUUUCUCCAUAUAAAACCGAGCCAUUGGCCAAUUCGGCCUCUAAGAACCAAGAGCGAGCGGGAGCUCUUUCUCUACUGCUCGGAAAUAACACAGGCAGUGAUACUGCUCGGAAAUAACACAGGCAGUGAUCUCUCUCCCUCCCUCCCUCUACCUUCAUUAUACAUCCACGCUUCCUUGCUGCCGACUCUUUAAGUACAAGCUUUAGCUUGAAGGCGCUCAGUCAUGGCCGCUUCCCGCUAUCAACCUGUCAAAUCCCUCAACACAGGCCCCAGUUCAAAGCGCUUUGUGUUUAAGAAAUUAUCCGAGCGCAUUGAAGAAAUCGAAAUAGAUGUUUUUCACAGUCUCGAUCCUCUGAAGGCCGAGCCAUCACAAGCCUCAUCGUUCUUUUGUGAAAGCCUUCUUUAUUGGAGGGAAUUAAACACUGCUGAGGACUUCAUUACAUUUUACGAGGAAAUGCUGCCAUUGGUACAAACACUGCCCCAAAUUUUAUUGCAAAAAGAGGUUAUUGUCUCAAAACUUAUUUGCAGAUUACACUUGCAAGCAAGAUUAUCCAUUGAACCUAUCCUCAGGUUGAUUGCGGUUUUGGCCAGAGAUCUUCAAGUGGAAUUUGUGCCCUUUCUGCAAAGGAUCAUCGAGUCAUAUUUAAGACUCCUGCAAGUUGGCGGUGAUAGAGAACCUGAAGUUAUUGAACAGGUUUUUACAUCUCUGUCAUAUAUUGUGAUGCAUUUGCAAAAACAUCUUGGUCAGGACAUUCUUCAAUUCCUCAAGAUGACAGUGCUCUUGAGAUACUAUCCAAAGGAUUAUGUCCAGGAAUUCAUGGCGGAGGUUGUGUCGUUCCUAUUGAGGAAUGCACCCAUCAAGCAAGUCAUAAAAGGUAUAAGAAUUCUUGUAUCCGAAGUUACAAGAAGUACAUCCUCAGAGAGAAAAAUUGCUGUCAGUGCACUAUUAUUGCAUAUUUUGAAAGGGCCAUCAUCCAGGCUUCAUUCAAGAGCCAAAAAAGUCAUUCACUUAUUAGUCGGUGAUUCCAUUCAUCACUUUGCUUACAAAAGGAGCCAAGGAUCAGGCAUUCUUCUUGAGGUUGUCACACAAGCUUUUCAGAGGUUACACGAGGAGCUUGAGGCUAAAGAAUUGGACCUAUUAUGGAACUGCUUACUUGAGGAAUUAUCCAACUGCAUCAAUAAUAUUAAUGUGGUGUUGGCUGAUUUGGGCACUGAAAAGAGUGUAAACAUGGAAAAUGGACUGUUAGAGGACAAUGUGAACUUGUUUUCUUCUGAUUCGGCCCAAGCAGUUGGGCAUGAUAUUGAGGAGUGCUUGUCACACCUCAAUUAUUUGUUGUGCCUUAUUACAUUCACAGUUCGGUUGAAAAAUGAGACUAAAUUCCCUGACUAUGAUCCACUACUUAAUCUUACAAGACUACUCACUGUCACUCUUCCUGAACGUGAUUGUAAAAAUGAAGCUGUCAACAAUGUUUUGCAUUUGAUGCUCAGUCUCCUUGAUGUUCCAUGUGUUAUCCACGAUCCACAGACCAUCUUACAAAUCUCAGAGCAGUUGGCGUGCUUGUUUCAGAUUAGAAGUUCAUGCUUGCUGUCCUUUCUCAGAGAAAUAAUUCUAAAGGAUGCAUCUAUUCUCGUUGCCCUUAGAAAUCAUAUAAUGAGGGGCAUGAAUGAGUUGAUUGAAGACUCACCAGGAGAAGUCUUACAUUUGAUGUUGACAUUCUCUGAGAAAUCUCAAGGAAAACUGCACUUUUUUAACAUUUUUGAAGGGAAAAAAGGGGACAACAUGUCAAAUAUUCAUUUAUUCUUCCAGAGGACUAUCAAAUCUCAUGUUCAUGUGAUAAACAAUUUUAAAUCUAGCAGCUGUUCUCAGUUAAGUAAGAAAACUCACGAGUCUGACUUGGCUAUUCUUUGGGGAGUCCUGAGCUGCUAUCACCAUGUCUUUUCCUCUGAAGCAAAGCUCUCUUUAUUGAAGGAGCUUAUAGAUGCAAUCGAUCAACUUCUAAUUCUUGAAUAUGAUAGCAUUUCAGGCAAUACAUGGAUCACAUGGCAAAGUAUACUGGGUGCCGCAUUGUUCUCAUACCAGAAAUUGCUUUUGAGAAACAAUAUUGAUAUACACAAAGAAACAACUACUUUUUUGAGUCUUGCUAAACGCCACAAAUUAUCUUCACAUGUGUUAUCUGCUGUUGCCGAUUUUUUGAAUGCUGCUUUUGGAUCGGCAGAUGAAACAAAUCUUUGCCAGAAAGCUUCUCAUGCAGUGCCUGGGAUUGAGAAUACUCUUGAAGCACUUCGCUUAUUUGCGGGUAAUUUGGGUCACUGUGACAAGAGGAUCAGACUUUCAACUUUACAAAUACUGUGCCACUAUGCACCUCUUGAGUGUUUAGCAUGUGCAAUUGAUGGGCAUGCUCAAAAGAAAAGGAAAACGGAAGGCGGGCAGACUAUCCAUGAGGAUCCUCAACAUUGUAAUGUUACUCAACUUCUUCAUUUGAUUGAGACAACAUCACUCUCAGUUUCAACUAGCAGGAAAGUGGUUCUUCUAAUCUCUAAAAUACAAAUGGAAAUCUCUGCGGCUCGGGUGCCUGAGCCUUACCUAACCCUUCUAUUGCAUGGUAUCAUUGGGAUUUUUCAUAAUCAGUUUGCCCAUUUGUGGGAUCCUGCAAUUGAGUGUCUUAUGGUCUUAGUAAAGAGGCAUACAAAGCUAGUUUGGGAUGGCUUUGUUCAUUAUCUCAAGACCAACCAAUCUGAAUUACUUGCAUUGCACCAUGAUGCUGAGGAAAAUGAUGUUGAUUCUUCCACCACCAAGUCAACCGAUCUGGAUGAUCAGUUCCACUUAUUUGUAAGGCAGGGUUCUGGCAGUACGCCCUCUGGUACUGUGUUGACCCUAUUGCUGCGGUCAAUCCGGAUGGUUCCUGUGAUUCCUGAAUCUUGGUCUCUAGAUAUUAUACCUUUGUUCUUCAAAUUUUUAGGCUAUGCAACUGGGGACAACAUGAGCAUUGAGGCUUACAAUAGGAAUAUCUGUCGAGGCAAGGAAUGGAGGGGGGUUCUAAAAGAAUGGUUGAACUUGUUGAAAUUGAUACGUAACCCAGGAUCUUUAUCUGACAAUAAAAUUCUCAAGGAAGUUUUGAUAAAUAGGCUUCUUGAUGAUAAUGAUCCUGAUAUACAGAUGAAGGUGGUUGAUUGCUUAUUGAAUUGGAAAGAUGAAUUUUUGCUUCCAUAUGGUCUACAUCUGAAAAAUCUCAUCGAUCCUAAGAGUACACGCGAGGAGCUUACAACAUGGAGUCUUUCUAAAGAAUCUGAUCAUAUUCAUGAACAACACAGAAACAAUUUAAUCCCAUUAAUUAUCCGGAUUUUAGUUCCGAAGGUCCGAAAGCUCAAGAUAGUGAAGUCUCGGAAGUCUACAGGUGCUCUACAUCGUAGGGCGUUACUUUGUUUCUUGGCCCAGCUUGAGGUUAAUGAGUUACCACUCUUUUUCUUCUCACUGUUGAAGCCAAUCCAUGAUGUCUGUACCAAAAGUGAAGGGUUUGACCAUCAGUUAUUGUGUUCAUGGGAAAAGUCUUUACGGGAAUUUCAACCGGUGAGAAUUGGACAUCUCACCGCAGGGUGCAUGGGCGAUCUGCCAUUGAAGAAGAUAUCUGGUUUCGUACAUGUAGUUGAGGAUAUUUUGAGAACUUUUGAUGAACUACAUAUCAAGCCUUUCCUAGGAAUGCUGAUGAUGUAUGUUGUUCAUAUGAUGGAAAGUUGCACACAAAACUUGAAUUAUGUAAAGAGUGAUCAAUAUUCCAUCGUUGGAAAUGACAGUGAUCGUGUCCAAGAUUUUGAACUUAGAAAGGAAUCGGAAACUGUUACAUCUCCUAGAUUGGAUUCCAACAUGCAGGAUAGGGAAGUUAUCCAUGAGGCUCCAAUUUUGGACACUGACAUGGCAAAGGGUGUGGGCAUAAAGCAAUCUAAGGAUCUGAGAUCUUUAUGUUUGAAGGUUAUUUCUUUUGUUAUUGACAAGUAUGGGUCUCAUGGUCUCACUUCUGAUUUCUGGGACAUCUUUUUUGUUUCGGUGAAACCGUUGGUUGACAGUUUUAAACAGGAAGGCCCUAGUAGUGAAAAACCAAGUUCAUUGUUCUCGUGUUUUCUUGCAAUGAGCAAAACGCCGGAACUUGUUCAUCUCUUUCAGAGGGAGGACAAACUGGUCCCAAGUGUCUUUUCAGUUCUGUCUAUAAGGAGUGCAUCAAACGCUAUGAUAUCUGCUGUUCUGAGUUUUGUUGAGAACCUCUUGCUUUUGUUUGAUGAAGAUAGUGGAAGUGGACAUCAUGAAUUGGAAAUGAGCCUAUUGCCUCACCUUAACACACUCUUCUAUAACCUGCGUGAGUUGAUUCAGCACCAUAAGGGGAGUCAAAGGAGUUCAAUCACUGGCCCUGGAAAGAUGGAGCUGCGAAUUUUUAAACUUCUAGCAAAGCAUGUAAAGGAUCCUUUGUUAGCAGAACAAUUUGUUGGUACUUUGAUACCAUUUUUAGGAAAGAAAGCACUGAAAUCCGAUGAUUGUCUCGAAAUUUUGCGCAUCAUCCAAGAGAUAUUGCCAUGUUUAUGUAGCAGAACGACAGACAAAAUUCUUAAUGCAGCAUAUCUUCUUCUUUCUUCUGCUGGAUUGGAGAUAAGGCUUUUGAUUUGCAAUAUUCUUCGUGAUUUAUCUGCAAUUGAUCCUUCGAUUACCUCUCUGGCUGAACUUCUUCAGGGAUUGAAUGCUGUUUCUGCAACAGAAAUAGAUGAGUUUGAUUAUGACACUAGGAUCAGUUGCUAUGAGAAAAUUGAAUGGUCUCCAGGAGUGAAAGAAUCUCAUGCCGUGGUGGUAUUGUCACAUUGUGUCUAUGAUAUGUCCUCUGAAGAACUACUUCUAAGACAAAGUGCAUCAAGGUCCCUGCUUUCUUUUGUCCAAUUUGCUGCUUCAGUUUUAGAUCAUAAAGCCGAAGAAAAUAAAGAUUCUUUAUUGCAUGACCAAGUUGGUGAGGAAUCUGUGCCAGGAUCUCUGGCAAAACUAAAAGCUCAAGGUAGCUGCACCCGAGAGCGCAUGCCUCACAUAAUAAAAAAAAAAUUGCUACUUCAUAUCAAGGAGGCCAUGAACAAGGAAAUCAUUCACAAGGAAUGGGUUUCUUUACUGCGUGAAAUGGUGUUGAACCUCCAUGGAAUACCAACACUACAAGCAUUUCGGCCUUUGUGUAGCAAAGAUUUAGAGGUUGAUUUUUUUAACAAUAUCCUUCACUUACAGAAACACAGAAGAGCAAGGGCUUUGUUGCGUUUCCAAGACGUCAUUUGUGCUGGGAAUUUCUCUGAGGAGCUUGCGUGGAAGAUAUUUGUUCCUCUUUUCUUCCAUAUGCUGUUUGAAAUAAAAGAAGGUGCAGACGAACACGUCCGGAGAGCUUGCCUGGAGACACUUGCUUCAGUUUCUGGUCAUUUGCAAUGGGAUUUAUACUUUAAGUUUUUGAUGAGAUGCUUCAGAAACAUGGUAGCAAAACCAGAGAGACAGAAGGUCCUGCUACGGCUUAUUUGCUCAAUUCUUGACAAGUUCCAUUUUUAUGGAAAUUCAUCAAAUAAAGAUUUAGCAAACAUUGGUAUGGAAUCUGAUGUCUCAAAUCAAGUUGUCAUUGAAGGGGAAUCAAGCGAUGCAAUGAUCGAGCAAGGAAUCUCUUCAUCUAGGGUUCCAACCAUGAUACAAAAUUGUCUGCAUUUGUCUGUGCUUCCAGAGCUGAAUAAGUUUAUGAACUCUGAUAUGGUCAAUGCAUCCAUUAACCUUGCAGCAUUGAAAUUACUCAAGUUUCUUCCUGACGAGGUAAUGAAAUCCCAGCUUCAGAGCAUCAUUCAGCGUAUUGCUAAUUUCCUUAAACAUCGUUUGGAAAGCGUGCGAGAUGAAGCAAGGUCUGUUUUGGCUUCUUGUGCCAAAGAGCUGGGUCCAGAAUAUUUGCAAUUUAUCAUUAAAAUCUUGCAAUCAACCUUAAAAAGAGGAUAUGAACUUCAUGUUUUGGGUUAUUCAGUCAAUUUCAUAUUAUCGAAGAUUUUUCCAUUGCUUCCAGUUGGAGGAUUGGAUAACUGUCUGGAAAUGCUUCUUUCAGUGGCACUGAAUGAUAUCCUCGGGGAAGUUGCUGAGGAGAAAGAGGUUGAUAAAAUUGCCCAUAAAAUGAAAGAAACAAGGAAGAAGAAAUCUUUUGAUACAUUGAAGUUAGUUGCCCAAAUCAUCACAUUCAAAACCCAUGUGUCAAAGCUUUUGGCCCCCAUUAAAUCACAUCUAAUCAAGCAUCUCAAUGCAAAGAUGAAGAUUAGACUUGAAUCCAUGCUCCAUCACAUAGCUUUAGGUCUGGAAGCUAAUCCUUUCGUCGACCAGACAGAUCUUUUUGUGUUUGUUUAUGGACUGGUCGAAGAUGGUUUUGCAACUGGAAAAUCGCAAGCGCAAAAGGUUUCCGAGCUUGAGUUUGAUCAAAGUCUUUCAGGAAAUCUGCUUGGCCAAGAAUACCAAAGUUAUAACCUGCUAACCGUAUUUGCACUAGGAAUACUACUUAAGCGCAUGAAGCUAAUGAAGUUGGAUAAGAAUGACCAGCAUCUGUUAUCAGUAAUGGACCCAUUCAUAAAACUGUUACAGAAUUGCUUGAGUUCCAAUUUUGAAGAUGUCCUAUCCGCUGCUCUGAGAUGCCUUUCAUUGUUGUUGAGGCUUCCUUUGCCUUCUCUUAACUUCCUGGAAGAUAGACUCACGUCUUUAGUUUUGGAUAUAGCUCAAAAAUCAGGAAAGAUUGAUAGCCCGUUAAUGCAGUCUUCGCUAAAAUUGCUGACUGUGCUUCUGAGGAACACACAUAUUCAUCUUUCCAGUGCUGAACUGCACAUGCUAAUCCAGUUUCCAGUCUUCGUGGAUAUUGAGAAUAAGCCAUCUGGGAUGGCCCUCUCUCUUUUAAAGGCAAUAGUUGGAAGGAAAUUAGUUGUCCCAGAGGUUUACGAUCUAAUGAUUCGAGUUUCUGAGUUGAUGGUAACAAGUCAAGUGCCAGAAAUUCAGCAAAAGUGCAGUCAAGUUAUGCUGCAAUUCUUUAUGGACUAUCCUAUUGGCUCCAAGCGCUUACAACAACAUUUGGAUUUUUUGGUAUCAAAUUUGAGCUAUGAGCAUGCAAGUGGAAGAGAAGCUGUCCUUGAAAUGCUGCAUACAAUCAUAAUGAAGUUCCCGCAGGAUAUAGUCGAUAAACAGUCGGAGAUGUUUUUCUUCCAUCUAGUCCUUCGUUUAGUGAAUGACUCUGACAAGCAAAUACGUACCAUGGUUGGAACGGUGAUAAAAGUCCUGAUUGGCCGUACUAGUCAGCGAGUUCUGCAACAUAUUUUGAAGUCUACCCUCUCAUGGUUCAUGGGAGAAAAGGAGAGUUUGUGGGGCCCCGCAGCUCAGGUCUUGGGAUUGCUGGUUGAAGUUCUGAAGAAAGGAUUCGAGAAGUAUGCAACUAUUAGUGAGAUAUUACCUGUUGUAAAGGGGAUACUCACUUCUGCCCUUGACCAUGAUUCUGACAAAGAAAUAACGUGUGAAAAUGGAACAGAAAUUCUGUUUCACAAAGAGGCGUAUUAUUCACUUGUUAUGCUUGAAAAGCUGUUUGUCCAUUUCCCCGAAUUGCAAUUGCAGAAAGAUUUAGAGGAAAUCUGGGACACAAUCUCUUCAUUUCUCUUGCAUUCACAUAUGUGGCUUCGAAGCGUAUCCACUCGCCUUAUGGCUACAUACUUUACUGCAUCAAUGGAAGCAUGCCCGAAAGGGCUAGUCCAAGAAAAUGCCCAACUUUUAUUGCAGCCAACUAAGCUUUUCAGGUCAGCUGUUUCCUUUUGUCAACAACUUGAGGCUCAACUCACAGAUGACGAGUCGAAUAGCUUUAUAGCACAGAACAUUGUUUUCUCUAUAAGUCAGUUGCAUUCAUACAUUAAACAUCCAAAAGGAGAAGGGUUGAUGGAGUUGUGGGGCAACCUUCCACAAAGUAGUCAGCUUUUGGAGUCUAUGGAGUUGCUUGGUUCUCAGAAAGGGAUAGCCCUUUUUCACAGGCUUAGGGAUAAGGAUGGUGAACUGUGUGCCGAGGAGCUUCAGUCUUUACUGGUUGUGCCCCUGCUUAAGAGAAUUGGGAAGGUGGCGCUGCAAAUGCAGGAUAUUCAGAUGAAGCUCGUUUUCGGAUGCUUCAAAACAAUCUCAACCCAGAUUGACCGACAGGCUCUCGGGGAUUACGCAAUCCCUAUGUUGCUUCCAUUGUAUAAGGUGUGCGAGGGUUUCUCUGGCAAAGUCAUCAGUGAUGAAGUGAAGCAAUUGGCUGAGGAGGUACUGGAUAGCAUGAGAAAAACCUUGGGUGUGGAAAGUUUUGUGCAAGCGUACAAUGAGGUGAGGAAGAUUUUGAAGGCCAAGAGAGAUAAGAGGAAGCAGCAGGAGAAGCUUGUGGCUGUUACUGACCCCAUGCGCCAUGCCAAGCACAAGCGAAGACUUGCAGCCAAGCAUCAGGCACACAAGAAGAGGAAGCUCUUAACCAUGAAGAUGAGGAGGUGGUGAUCCCCCCCAACCUCUCUCUCUCUCUCUCUCUCACACAUUGAGAUGAGGAGAUGGUGAAUUUGUCUCCUUUUUGAUGAUGAGGAGAUCGAGUGUACAGUCGCUGGUUUUGAGGCUUUUUAGUGGUAUUUCUUUGUAACUUAUGAUUUUUCCCUAGGUUCGUGUAGGAGUAUAAUUUAUUAAGAAAAUUUUUUGUUUACUUCACCUGCUUUGGGGAUGAAGAUGAAGAAAUGAUGCCAUAAUGUUAUCAUCUGUGGCAAAAGGUGAGAGAGUGUACUUGCUGUGUGUAUGGGAGCUAGAGCUUCAAUGAGAGAAUUUGGGGAAAUUUUUUGGCUAUAUGCUUUGGGGAUGGAUUUGUAGGUGAAUGGUCCACCCCACAGAUUUUGUUUGAGAACGCUGAUUAUAGUACUGAACUAAGGUACACCUUAAAAAUCUUCAAGAAAAGAGUGGUCCAAUGAUGGAAAAUUUACCA